Acanthosepion pharaonis is the source of this 648-nucleotide messenger RNA. The record is from the annotation of a GenBank genome assembly. NCBI's taxonomy places the organism in Eukaryota, Metazoa, Mollusca, Cephalopoda, Sepiida, Sepiidae.
AUGAAAACUCUGCGUUCAGGCCUCUUACCCAGGGAUUUACGUCAAUAUCUAAACACUCGUUUUAUAAAAGGAUCUAUUGAUCAUGAUCUCCAACAAACCAUACGUGACAACUUAUAUAUGAGAACUGUACCAUGCACCACUCGUUCUCCUCGUCCUGGAGAGAUAAAUGGAGUUCACUACACAUUCCUAACUGCUGAUGAAUUUUCAGCACUAGAAAAAAAUGGCAGUUUGCUAGAAAGUGGAAUAUUUGAUGGUAACCAUUAUGGAACACCAAAACCUCCAAAAGAACCAAAUGUAGUUCAAGUACGGCGCACUGGAUCCACUGGAAGUUUACUUUUUGGAAGUGGUUAUUAUUCUGAAGGAAAGAAACGUUUACCUAGUAAUUCAGAAAUGUCAUCAUCCAAAUCUUCCCCUGUGCCAUUCAGAGAUGCAGUUCCUGUGAUAAGACAGAGGUCAUUAGAACGUGCAAGAAGCACUUCCAAUUUGGGUCCUUUACCUAACAACUGGGAGGCAGCAUACACUGAGGAUGGACAACAGUAUUUUAUUAAGUCAGUCUUCUUUUUUUUCUACAUUAAAUUAUUUUUUAUAUUUUUAUUAUUUUUUUUUAAUAUUUUUAUUCUUUCAUUUGUUCUUAUUUGUUUUUGCUAA